UAUUUUCAUUGAACGUCAAUUCUUUAAAAAAUUAAUUUUUCAAAAUUUCUCGUUUCUGAAUAUGAUACAAUUUUAAUGAUUCUUUUGUUUUCUCAUGACAUUUUGCAGUUCCUAACAGCAUUUGCGCCAUUGGCAAAUCACACUCGUGGGCCCAUUCUUAAUGGCGACAGCGCCAAAAAGGAAAAACGACCAAGGCGGAGUCAUUGGCGUAAGUUCAUCGCAGGACCUCGUUACCGACCAGAGCUCGGGUCGCCGCCAGGAGCAGAAGGUCUACACCUUCAAUGAUCGUCCUCCGCCGAAUCCCACUGGACCACCAGGACUUCAGGCGAAACCUGAUGACAAAACCAAGCCUCAGAAAACGAUCCUUGAAGAGCAUGGCAUCAUUCUUGGUAAGGUGAUUGGCACAGGCAAUUAUGCGAAAGUCAAAAUCGGCUUUUCGGAGGAGUACGGCAAGAGGGUUGCCGUCAAAAUCAUAUCCAAGGUGAAGGCCCCUUCCGAGUACACGCAGAAGUUCCUGCCUCGGGAGAUCGAGGCGGUGAAGGGCUUACACCACGAAAAUUUGAUUACCUUCUAUCAGAGCAUAGAGACCAGCCAUAGAGUAUACCUGAUUAUGCAGCUAGCUGAGAAUGGAACGCUACUGGACUACGUGCGUGAGCGCAAGUUCCUGGAUGAGCCGCAGUCGCGCACGCUUUUUAAGCAGCUGGUGAGUGCGGUGGAGUACAUCCACAGCAAGGGAGUGGUGCAUCGGGACAUCAAGUGCGAAAACCUGCUGCUGGAUGAGAACUGGAACCUGAAGUUAAUCGACUUUGGGUUUGCACGCAAGGAUACCCGGACUCCCGAUAACCAAGUGAUCCUCUCAAAAACCUUCUGCGGAAGCUACGCUUACGCCAGCCCCGAGAUUUUGAAGGGUGUGGCCUACGAUCCGUUUAUGUCGGAUAUCUGGGCUUGCGGCGUCGUCUGCUACGCGAUGGUCUUUGGUCGUCUUCCCUAUGAUGGAUCUAAUGUACAUAUCCUGCUCAAACGCAUUAACCAGUCUCUGGUGUUUCCAAAAUCCCCGUCAGCAUCCAGUGAGUGCAAGCACAUGAUAAUGCACAUUCUAGCGCCCGUUAAGAUCCGGUACAAUGUUCCGCAGAUCAAGGAGGACCCUUGGUAUUCGAUAAGUAAAUAAGUAUGGUUCUGUAAAAAAACGCCAAACAUUUAAGGGAAAAACAUUGCGGGUUUAAUUAUAAUAUAUAUCUAUAAACCACUUA
Molecule: messenger RNA, 1250 nt
Organism: Drosophila elegans
Lineage: Eukaryota; Metazoa; Arthropoda; Insecta; Diptera; Drosophilidae
Product: testis-specific serine/threonine-protein kinase 3
Exons: 4
Coding region: 161-1168 (335 amino acids)
Biological process (GO): protein phosphorylation; microtubule cytoskeleton organization; intracellular signal transduction
Cellular component (GO): cytoplasm
Molecular function (GO): tau-protein kinase activity; ATP binding; protein serine/threonine kinase activity
Source: RefSeq, a predicted model, not a curated record